CCUAAAACACCUGCAAAGGCUUUAAGAAGCCUUUGCAGGUGUUUUCUUAAUGGUCUCUCAGUCUUAGCCAGUAGGCUACACAAUCAUGGGGAAUAUUGCUGACUGGACAGAUGUCCAGAAAACAGUCAUGGACAUCCUCCAAAAGGAAGAUGGGGUGUCCUGUGAAGUGUGCAGUUACCAGGACGUUCUGGACUACCUAAACCUGACGGCAGACAACAGCGUGUUUAAACUGACCCGGCCCGUUCUGGACCACACACACACCACAGUGGUGAAGACGGACAUCAUCCUCUACGCCAUUCUAUCGGUGGUUGAGAAAACGCAGACCUUUGUACCUUUCGUCUGGACAUCAGUGCAAUGGAAAGACGAACGCAUCUCUUGGGAUCCAGCUCAGUUUUGCGGAAUCACCGAGAUUUCAGUUCCUAAAGACAUGCUUUGGAAACCUGACCUCUUCAUCUAUGAGAUGAUACAGAAGGAUGACUCUCCUCCGAAUCCAUACAUGCUGGUGGCUUAUGACGGUACCGUCUUUUAUGAUGAGGACAUGCGGGUGAUUAGCACCUGCAAGAUGGACGUCCACAAGUUUCCUUUUGACACACAAGAGUGCAGCAUGUCCAUUGGUUCUGCCAUACACUGUGUAAAAGAGAUUCGAAUUUCUCCUUUCUCGAAUUCCUCUCGGGCCACGCAGUUUUCUCGAGAGAUAAUGAAGACUCAGGGAGAGUGGGAAUUCCUGAAAAUGUCCGUCCAAAACUCCAACCUCAGCUUGUAUGAUAGACGUUGGGAACUGCUCACUUACACGAUCACCAUUAAAAGGAGACCACUGCUUCACGUCAUAAAUUUCCUCUUGCCCAUCCUGUUUUUCCUUAUUCUGGAUCUCGCCUCCUUCUUCAUCGCUGACCAUCGAGGGGAAAAGCUGGGGUUCAAAGUCACAGUGCUGCUGGCCAUCUCUGUUCUCCUGCUCAUCCUGAAUGACAUCCUGCCCUCCAUGUCCAACAAGACUCCACUAAUUGCGACCUACUGCAUUGUGAUCUUUGCUCUGAUGCUGCUCAGUCUACUGGAGACAAUCCUGGUAACUUAUCUGAUGGAAAAAGACACUGAAGACGAACUCGGCCCAUGGGACAGUGGGGAGAACAAAAACAACAAAACCAAAAAUUGGAGCAUGGACAAUAAAAAAGAAAACGGCUGUUCUUGCGCCUGCCGAGUCUGCGACAGUGAGAAACAGUGUGAGCUCCUAGCUGUUGAUGAGGAGGUGAACUCCAGAAACGACUCGAGGGAUACAAAUGUUUUGCAGUUGAUCCUGGAUGAGUUGCAGAAGUUGCAGAACACGAUGCAUCAACACCUUGGCCCCAGAAAGGAGAAGAUGAAGUCUGUAUUUUGGGCAAAGAAAAUCAACAGAUUUUUCUUUAUUUUUUAUGUUAUAACGGUUUUACUGUUUCUGUCCUUCAUUUUUAUGGAAUGGUACUCUUAGAAAUGUAAAAAUAUUUAUUCUAAUUCUGUACAAUGCCCAUCAGUUAGUGAUGCAUUUGUCAAAGUCAUAGCUUACAUUGUGACCAAGGAUAAUGCUUGGAGUGGAAAUGUCACUGUAAAUAUUAGCUGUGCUUUUAGAAACAUUCUCCCUUGUAUGUUCAACAAGCUUCAUCCACAUUGACAUUUUAGACUUUUCUGAAUUUAAAACGAAGUUAGACAAUCCAAUAAGUAAAUGGAUGUCUCAAUCCAUUUGGCUCCCUCAAACAGAAAAGUAUUGCAUUGAAAUAAAGUGAAACAGUGGUGGGUUCAUUGAAAUAAAUAAAAUCCCAUUUCUCUUUAUUUCUGAUCGCAUUUGGAGCUAGUUUUUAAAGCUACGUUUCUUUCCAUGUGUUUGUGGAUGACUGUUAAAAUCCCCUAUACAGCGAGGAUGAUGUUUGGCAAUGCAAAAAUAAACCAUUAACCAAAGAAAAUACUUAAUGUCAUUAGAAAACAUGGAUCUAUUUUACAAUUAGGUAAAGUCAAACAAUUACAGGACAAAACGAGGAAAAAAAACAGGGCUUCAUGCUUCAGGGUCUCCAAAUGCUAAACACUAACACUAAUAAUGAAAUAAAAUACAGCUCUAUCUACCAAUAAACAAAAAGGUAUAAUGACUGAGCUAUCAGGCUCAAUGUGUGCUUCUGUGCUUUUCGUGUCUCUGCUCUGUCUUCUCUA
This is a messenger RNA of Fundulus heteroclitus (mummichog), 2172 nucleotides long. RefSeq names its product 5-hydroxytryptamine receptor 3A. The record is from RefSeq and is a predicted model, not a curated record. Gene Ontology annotation, molecular function: extracellular ligand-gated monoatomic ion channel activity; neurotransmitter receptor activity; transmembrane signaling receptor activity. NCBI's taxonomy places the organism in Eukaryota, Metazoa, Chordata, Actinopteri, Cyprinodontiformes, Fundulidae. Gene Ontology annotation, biological process: signal transduction; chemical synaptic transmission; regulation of membrane potential. The transcript is spliced from 10 exons. Bases 86 to 1462 code for a protein of 458 amino acids. Gene Ontology annotation, cellular component: neuron projection; synapse; membrane.